Triticum urartu is the source of this 1614-nucleotide messenger RNA. Its product is annotated as putative UDP-rhamnose:rhamnosyltransferase 1. NCBI's taxonomy places the organism in Eukaryota, Viridiplantae, Streptophyta, Magnoliopsida, Poales, Poaceae. The record is from RefSeq and is a predicted model, not a curated record. Gene Ontology annotation, molecular function: UDP-glucosyltransferase activity.
UCGAUCGUCGCAUAUCACCAUUCUCAGGCUGCUCCACCAGAAGAGAGUCAACCACCUUGAUUAAUUUGCUUCUUCUCCAGCCUCCAUUGCCGAUCGGCUCAGCUCAGCUCACGUCCAUAUGGAGGAAGCCGGCGGGCAGCUGGAGGUGGUGAUGUUCCCGUGGCUGGCGUUCGGGCACAUGCUCCCGUUCCUCGACCUCUCCAGGCGCCUCGCCGCCCGCGGCCACGCCGUCGCCUUCGUCUCCACGCCGCGGAACCUCGCCAGGCUCCCGCCCGUGCCGCCGCACCUGUCAGGUCGCCUCCGCUUCGUGCCGCUGCCGCUGCCGCGCGUCGACGGGCUGCCGGAGGGCGCCGAGUCCACCGCCGACGUGCCGCCCGGGGAGGACGGGCUCCUUAAGAUGGCCAUGGACGGGCUCGCGGCCCCUCUCGCCGCGUUCCUCGCGGACGCCGUCGCCGCUGGCCGGAGGCCCGACUGGAUCGUCCAUGACUUCUGCCACCACUGGGUCCCGCCCAUCGCCGACGAGCACAAGGUGCCCUGCGCAGUAUUCGAGAUCGUCCUCGCCAGCCUGGCCGCCUUUUUGGGAUCACGGGGGGCGAACACGGCGCACCCGCGCACGGCGUUGGAGGACUUCACCGUUGCGCCCGCGUGGUAUCCCUUCCCUUCCACCGUGGCAUACCGUCGGCACGAGGCCGGGUGGCUCGCCGGCACUUUCCGGCCCAACGCGUCCGGCGUUCCCGACAUACAUCGCAUGUGGCAGAUCAACGAGCGUUGUCGCCUCGCCAUCUACCGCAGCUGCGACGAGGUCGAGCCCGGGAUGCUCGCCCUCCUCACCGACCUCUUCCAGAAGCCUUCCAUCCCCGCGGGGGUCCUGCUGCCUUCUCCCGACCUCGGCGGCGACGACGGCGGUGUCCGCCCGGAUGUGCUGCGCUGGCUCGACGACCAGCCCCCAAAGUCUGUCAUCUACGUAGCGCUCGGGAGUGAGGCGCCAGUGACGCUAAAGAACCUGCACGAGCUCGCGCUCGGGCUUGAGCUCGCCGGCGUGCGCUUCCUGUGGGCUCUCCGGUUGCCCGGCGGCACAUCCGACUCCCGCACCGGUGCGGACGACCGCGGAGUGCUGCCGGACGGGUUCGAGGAAAGGACGCGUGGCCGCGGCAUGGUCGAGACUGGGUGGGUGCCGCAGGUGAAGGCGCUCGCGCAUGGCGCGGUGGCCGCGUUCCUGACGCACUGCGGUUGGGGCUCCACCGUGGAGAGCUUCGCGUUUGGGCACCCGCUGGUGAUGCUCCCGUUCGUCGUCGACCAGCCGCUCGUCGCGCGGACCAUGGCGGAGAAGGGCGUCGGCGUGGAGGUGGCGAGGGACGAGACCGACGGCUCGUUCGACAGGGACGGCGUCGCCGCGGCGGUGCGGCGCGUCAUGGUGGACGACGAGGGGAAGGUGCUCGCGAGCAACGCCAAGAAGCUGCAGGAGGUUCUCGCCGAUCAGGAGCGGCAGGAACGGUACAUCGACGACGUUGUCGAGCACCUGAGACGUUGCAAAGAUGAAUAAUUUAGGAGUAAAUAGCAUAAAACUACCACUUUUCGCGUUAUGGUUUCAAAAAACUACCGAAAAUUUGUUUG